CCUCAAGUUUCCUUCCUUGCCGAGCUACCAUCGCCACUAGCCUUCGUCGAAUCCAUUCGUCAACAACACCGAACACCAAAAAGACAAGCUACAAUGCCUCCCAAGAAGAAGGCCGCUUCCGCCGACGAGGCCCCUGUCCUGAGCCUCAACGAGAACGAGACCGUUUUCGUCAAAGCCAUAUUCGACAGUAUGAAUUCGCGUCCUGAUGUCGACUUCGACAAAGUCGCCGCCAUCACGGGCCUUGCCAACGGCAAGUCGGCCAGGGACAAGUUCCGAGUCAUCUCCAAGAAGCAUGGCUGGUCUUCCACUGAUGGCUCCGGCGGCGGGGCCUCCAGCCCGUCCAAGGGCCCCCUCAGUGCCAAUACCGCGGCCAAAGUCAAGAAGACCCCCAUCAAGAAGAAGGGAACCGCGCAGCGCAAGAAGAAGGCCAAGGCCGAGGAGCCUGAGGAAAGCGAUGCUGACGAGGAUAUCUCGGCCAAGCUCGAGUCCGACUCGGAUGGCCAGAAGGCCGCCAAGGACGAGCUUGUGAACGGGUCCAGCGAUAGCGACUAAAUUCUUUUCUUUCCAAUACUUGAUCCCUAUCAGAGGUGGCAUUGAGACCACAUGGGGCCUGGAGAUUGUGGGCAAGCGAUACAGAGAUCUGGAUAGAGAGCAAGGUUGGAGUGGUAAUGACUCUACCGGUGGGGAUGGCAGACCAGGAUAGACAAUCCCCA
This is a messenger RNA of Colletotrichum navitas, 713 nucleotides long. RefSeq lists its product as uncharacterized. The record is from RefSeq and is a predicted model, not a curated record. The transcript has 3 exons. The coding region runs from base 94 to 552 and encodes 152 amino acids. NCBI's taxonomy places the organism in Eukaryota, Fungi, Ascomycota, Sordariomycetes, Glomerellales, Glomerellaceae.